This is a messenger RNA of Jaculus jaculus (lesser Egyptian jerboa), 7074 nucleotides long. It is a transcript of the gene Rb1cc1, whose product is annotated as RB1 inducible coiled-coil 1. Lineage: Eukaryota; Metazoa; Chordata; Mammalia; Rodentia; Dipodidae. The transcript has 24 exons. Gene Ontology annotation, biological process: autophagy of mitochondrion; autophagosome assembly; autophagy of peroxisome. Gene Ontology annotation, cellular component: phagophore assembly site membrane; Atg1/ULK1 kinase complex; extrinsic component of membrane. Gene Ontology annotation, molecular function: molecular adaptor activity; protein kinase binding. The record is from RefSeq and is a predicted model, not a curated record. Bases 572 to 5347 code for a protein of 1591 amino acids.
AGGAAGAGCCGAGUCGACAAUAACAAACCCGGCCCGGGUCGCGUCCCCGUCCCCGUCCCUGUCCCCGCCGGGUUCCCCCCUCCUUCCCUGACGCUGUCUGCCGUCCCACCCAGCCCCACGAUCGCAGUGGCCCCUCGGCUCUGACCGGCCCCAGCCCCUUUGACUCCCGGCACACGACCCAGAGCCGAGGGGCCUUGACUGCGGCCACCGCACCCCGACCCCUCCCGGCUGCUGGGUUCGGGCCGCCGCCGCGGUGACUGUAGCCCGGGACGCCUGCGGUUGUGUCGGUUGACAGGGCCGGAUGGGCGGUUGGUAGCUGCCGCCGAGGACUAGGCGGCGGCAGAAGAUGGUGUCGGGGGCCGCCGGCUCUGCUGCUGCCGCCGCCGGCGGAGGAGGAGGCGCUGCCGGUUCCUUGCAUUUAACCAGUAAUGCCAUUCAGUUGCCAAUAUCAAGCAAAGCAAAUAUAAGCCAGUUUUAGCCAUUUUAAGAAAAGUGGUAGUACUUUUCACAGUGCCUGACGGAACCAUAUCAGAGGGUAAGGUAUAAGCUCACAGAUUCCAGAGAAAUCAUCAUGAAGUUGUAUGUGUUUCUGGUUAACACUGGGACUACUCUGACAUUUGACACUGAACUAACAGUGCAAACUGUGGCAGAUCUUAAGUAUGCCAUUCAAAGCAAAUACAAGAUUGCUAUUCAGCACCAGGUAUUAGUAGUCAAUGGAGGAGAAUGCAUGGCUGCAGAUCGAAGAGUGUGUACCUACAGUGCUGGGACGGACACAAAUCCAAUUUUUCUUUUUAACAAAGAAAUGAUCUUAUGUGAUCGUGCACCUGCUAUUCCUAAAACUACCUUUUCAACAGAAAAUGAUAUGGAAAUAAAAGUUGAAGAGUCUCUUAUGAUGCCUGCAGUUUUUCACACUGUUGCUUCAAGAACACAACUUGCAGUGGAAAUGUAUGAAGUUGCCAAGAAACUUUGUUCUUUUUGUGAAGGUCUUGUUCAUGAUGAACAUCUUCAACACCAAGGCUGGGCGGCAAUCAUGGCCAAUCUGGAGGACUGUUCAAAUUCCUACCAAAAGCUUCUUUUCAAGUUUGAAAGUAUUUAUUCGGAUUAUCUGCAAUCAAUUGAAGACAUCAAGUUAAAACUUACUAAUUUAGGAACUGCGGUUUCAGUAAUGGCCAAGAUUCCACUGUUGGAGUGCCUAACCAGACAUAGUUACAGGGAAUGUUUGGGAAGACUGGAUUCUUUAAAUGAACAUGAAGGCUCAGAGAAAGCUGAGAUGAAACGAUCCACUGAACUGGUGCUCUCUCCUGAUAUGCCUAGAACAACUAAUACAUCCAUGUUAACCUCAUUUCACAAGUCAGUGGAACCUAUAGCUCCAGACACCACAGAUGCUGAAAGUGACAAAGAAAUUAGGGAAUCCGGUCAGAAUACUGUCCCGCAAGAUGAAACUUCAGUAGAUGCUAAAGACAGUGAUCUGCCUUUUUUUAAUGUUUCUUUGUUAGACUGGAUAAAUGUUCAAGAUAGACCUAAUGAUGUGGAAUCUUUGGUCAGGAAGUGCUUUGAUUCUAUGAGCAGGCUUGAUCCAAAAAUUAUUCAGCCAUUUAUGGUAGAAUGCCAUCAGACUAUUGCCAAACUUGAUAAUCAGAACAUGAAAGCUAUUAAAGGGCUUGAAGAUCGGCUGUAUGCCUUGGACCAGAUGAUUGCUAGCUGUGGCCGACUGGUAAAUGAACAGAAAGAGCUCGCUCAGGGAUUUUUAGCUAAUCAGAUGAGAGCUGAAAACUUGAAGGAUGCAUCUGUAUUACCUGAUUUGUGCCUGAGUCAUGCAAAUCAGCUGAUGAUUAUGUUGCAAAACCAUCGAAAACUGUUGGAUAUUAAACAGAAAUGUACCACUGCCAAACAAGAGCUAGCAAAUAAUUUACAUGUCAGACUGAAGUGGUGUUGCUUUGUGAUGCUUCAUGCUGAUCAGGAUGGAGAGAAAUUGCAAGCAUUGCUCCGCCUUGUAAUAGAGCUGUUAGAAAGAGUCAAAAUUGUUGAGGCUCUUAGCACAGUUCCUCAGAUGUAUUGCCUAGCCGUUGUUGAGGUUGUAAGGAGAAAAAUGUUCAUUAAACACUACAGAGAGUGGGCAGGUGCUUUAGUCAAAGAUGGAAAGCGACUAUAUGAAGCUGAAAAGUCAAAAAGGGAAUCCUUUGGGAAAUUAUUCAGGAAGUCAUUUUUAAGAAACCGUCUAUUUAGGGGACUGGACUCCUGGCCACCUUCCUUUUGUACCCAGAAGCCUCGAAAGUUUGACUGUGAACUUCCAGAUAUUUCAUUAAAAGAUUUACAGUUUCUCCAAUCAUAUUGUCCUACAGAAGUUCAGCCAUUCCUCAGGAUUCCCUUGCUUUGUGACUUUGAACCUCUGCACCAACAUGUACUUGCCCUACAUAAUUUGGUAAAAGCAGCACAAAGUUUGGAUGAAAUGUCACAGACCAUUACAGAUCUGCUAAAUGAACAAAAGGUUUCCACGAGUCAGGCAUCCCCACAGUCUGCUUCGUCUCCAAGGAUAGAAAGUACAAUAGGAAUAACAACUACUACCUCACCAAGAACUCCUCCUCCACUCACUGUUCAAGAUCCUUUAUGUCCUGCAGUAUGUCCCUUAGAAGAAUUGUCUCCCGAUAGCAUUGAUGCACAUACAUUUGAUUUUGAAACUAUACCCCACCCAAACCAAACUAUUCAUCAAGCUUCAUUAGACUUGGAUUCAUUAGCAGAAAGUCCUGAAUCAGAUUUCAUGUCUGCUGUGAAUGAAUUUGUGAUAGAAGAAAAUUUAUCAUCUCCUAAUCCAAUAAGUGAUCCACAAAGUCCAGAAAUGAUGGUUGAAUCACUUUAUUCAUCAGUCAUAAAUGCAAUAGAUAGUAGACGUAUGCAAGAUACAAAUGUAUGUGGUAAAGAGGGCUUUGGAGAUCAUGUUUCUUUGAAUGCCCAGUUGGAAAAAUGUAGAGUUGUUGCACAAGACUCUCAUUUAAGUAUACAAACCAUCAAGGCAGACCUGUGCCACUUUAGAACAUUUGUACAAAAAGAACAGUGUGACUUCUCAAAUUCUUUAAAAUGUAUAACAGUAGAAAUAAGAAACAUUAUUGAAAAAGUAAAAUAUUUUCUAGAAAUAACACUAAAGGAAAAACAUCAAAAAGAACUACAAUCUUUAAAAAGUGAGUAUGAGGACAAACUUGAUGCAGUAGUAAAGGAAUGUCAAGAAAAUGAGAAGAAAAUUAAAAAAUUGAAGGGAGAUUUAGUAUGCCUUGAGGAGGUUUUACAAAAUAAAGAUAAUGAAUUUGCUUUGGUUAAACAUGAAAAAGAAACUGUCAUCUCCAUGCAGAAUGAAAAAGAUCAGAAGUUGUUAGAGAUGGAGAAUAUAAUGCAUACUCAAAACUGUGAAAUUAAAGAGCUAAAGCAGUCACGGGAGGUAGUGUUAGAAGACUUAAAAAAGCUGCAUGUUGAAAGUGAUGAGAAGAUGGAGUUACUGAGAGCAGAACUUCAGUGCUUAGAGCAGAGUCACCUGAAAGAGUUAGAAGACACACUACACAUCAGGCACACACAGGAGUUUGAGAAAGUUAUGACAGACCACAAAUUUUCCUUGGAGAAGUUAAAAGAGGAAAACCAACAAAGAAUUGAUCAGAUACUAGUGUCUCAUGCUACAACUAUCCAAGAGAAAGAACAACAGCUUCAGGAAUUAACACUCAAGAUUUCUGAUCUCUCAGAUAUGAGAUGUAAAUUAGAAGUCGAACUUGCAUUAAAAGAAACAGAAACAGAUGAAAUAAAAAAUUUGUUGGAAGAAAGCAGAGCACAGCAGAAAGAGACUUUGAAAUCUCUCCUUGAACAAGAGACUGAACAUUUAAGAACAGAAAUAUGUAAACUGAACCAAAAGAUUCAAGAUAAUAAUGAAAAUUAUCAGGUGGGUUUAUCAGAGCUAAGAACUCUAAUGACACUUGAAAAAGAUCAGUGCAUUUCAGAGUUAAUUAGUCGACAUGAAGAAGAGUCUACUCUACUUAAAGCUGAAUUAGACAAUGUAACAUCUCUGCAUCAUCAAGCAUUUGAAAUAGAAAAAAACCUUAGAGAACAAAUAGCUGAGCUGCAGUGUAAAUUAGACUCAGAAUUGAGUGCUGUGGAGAAACAAAAAGAUGAAAAACUAGCGCAUCAAAAAGAGAACUACGAAGCUAUUAUCCAGAACCUUGAGAAGGACAAAGAGGAGUUGGUCAUGAGGCACCAACAAGACAAAGAGCAGUUAAUUCAGAAGCUUAAUUGUGAAAGGGAUGAAGCUAUUCAGACUGCACUAAAAGAAUUUAAGUUGGAGAGAGAACUUAUUGAGAAAGAGUUACUAGAAAAAGUUAAACAUCUUGAGAAUCAAAUAGCCAAAAGUUCUACCUUUGAGUCUGCCAGAGAAGAUUCCUCAAGUUUAGUUGCAGAACUUCAAGAAAAACUUCAGGAAGAAAAAGCUAAGUUUCUAGAACAACUUGAAGAGCAAGAAAAAAGAAAGAAUGAAGAAAUGCAAAAUGUUCGAACAUCUUUGAUUGCUGAACAGCAGACCAAUUUUAACACUGUUUUAACAAGAGAGAAAAUGAGAAAAGAAAACAUAAUAAAUGAUCUUAGUGAUAAGUUAAAAAGCACAAUGCAGCAACAAGAACGGGAUAAAGAUUUGAUAGAGUCACUUUCUGAAGAUCGAGCUCGUUUGCUUGAGGAAAAGAAAAGGCUUGAAGAGGAAGUCAGUAAACUGCGUAGUAGCAGUUUUAUUCCUUCACCACCUAUAGUUGCAGCCCCAGAGCUUUAUGGAGCUUGUGCGCCUGAACUCCCAGUUGAAACAGAUCGAUCAGCCAUAGAAACAGCAGAUGAAGGAAGAGUGGAUUCGGCAAUGGAGACAAGCAUGAUGUCUGUCCAAGAAAAUAUUCAUACUUUGUCCGAAGAAAAACAGAGGAUAAUGCUCUUAGAACGAACAUUGCAGUUGAAAGAAGAAGAAAAUAAGCGGUUAAAUCAAAGACUGAUGUCUCAGAGCAUGUCUUCUGUAUCCUCAAGGCAUUCUGAGAAGAUAGCUAUUAGAGAUUUUCAGGUGGGAGAUUUGGUACUCAUCAUCCUAGAUGAACGGCAUGACAAUUAUGUGUUGUUUACUGUUAGUCCGACUUUGUAUUUUCUGCAUUCAGAGUCUCUGCCUGCCCUGGACCUCAAACCAGGUGAGGGCGCUUCAGGUGCAUCUAGAAGACCUUGGGUACUUGGAAAAGUAAUGGAAAAGGAAUACUGUCAAGCCAAAAAGGCACAAAACAGAUUUAAAGUUCCUUUGGGAACAAAGUUUUACAGAGUGAAAGCUGUGUCAUGGAAUAAGAAAGUAUAACUCAUGGAAAAAAUUACUUUAUAUGUCGUUUUUCUGAUUUGUCCUCCAGUACUCACAUCACUCCAGAAACAGCCUACCAUCUUUUUUAUACAGAAUCAACAUGACAGUUUACUUCAUUGGUGGACAUCACUCACUUUUUAACUGGCUACAUUUUAGGAACAAUAAAUUCAUCAGAAUCCUUGGCUGAAUUAAAAUGGUUUGGUUUUUUGUUUUGUUUCAUUUCAUUUUGUUCACCAAAAUAACUAGAAAUGUGGACCAAACUAGUUCAUUUUCUCAAAGGGCAUAACCUGUGCAUUGUGGCUUAUGAAUAGCCAUAUGAAUUGCCUGUUGAAUAUACAUUAGCUUGAACUUAGAGAUUAAAUAUUCUUGCCAGCAUCUGUCCUUUUGUGAACUCAGUAUCAGAAUACUUGCACUCUAACACCUUCUUUAUAUAAUGUAUAAGUUCCUCAAACUAUUUGAAGAGGAGUGGUAUUGCAUGCAGAUAAUCAUAAUUUUGAGUUUGCCUCAGUAGGUUGCUAAAGCAAAUUUCUUCAUUUUUUUAAAUGCCCUUUGAUGUCUCAAAAACAACAACAAAAAACCCUGUAAUUUGUCUGACUUUAAGAUCAGCCAUAAAUAAUCAGAACUUUAAAAAGCACGUUCCACAGAUAAGUUGUCAGAGUUCUACAGGGAAAAGUCUGCUUUUCUGGCAUUUUCCAGUGCAGAGCUCAAACCUCCCCAAAACCUUAUGACUGUUGCGAAUAAUCAUAUUGAUGAAAUCGUAAUUCAUGGUUGAGUUCCAGAAAAAGAUAUUCAUUGUACAUUAACCAUUUAGACAUCAUUUAAAUAAUAAACUAUUGUAAAGACCUGUACAAUUUUAAAAUAAUAAAGAUUUGAAAGUGUAAAUGUGUGUGCCUUUUAAAGAAGGUUACAUUUUUAAUAUAUUCGAGUGAUUUCUUGGAAGUGUGGAAAAAUUGUUCUGUAUUAAAGAGAAACAUGUUUAUUACAAGUGUUCUUUAUAUAUUAUGCAACAGGGUAAAACAGUGUUAUAUAGAAUAGAAUUAUGUAAACCAGUAGAGAAGUUGUCAUUGAGUAAAGGUAUUUAAAUAAGUUAGUUGACUUGGAAGAGAAAUUUUCAGGUUGUUGCUAGAGAGCAGUAACAAAAUGAUUCUUUUUCAGAAAAUAUUUAAUUUCUUCAUAAAAAUAAGUUGGAUAUUUUUAUAAAUAUGUAAUCUAAUAAUAUACAAUGGAAUAAGCAUAGUGUAUAGAGUACUGAAUUUGACAACAGAUUAAUGAAUAAAUGAACAAAUGAUUUCAUAUGUUUCUAUUCAGUCCUUCUAUAACAUCUUUAUGCAGAGUACAAAUGUAACAAAUGACUAUAUAUAGUGUUUGAAAAAACAGAUUUACUUGUGUCUGAAUGAAUCUGUUAGGUAGGUCAUUUUUACUUAAUUGUUGCCCUUUAAAUUUAAUGUGUGGUCAUUGUGCUGUGGAAUUCUGUGCCAUCCUCAUGAUUUCAAACUCUCCUUUAUCACUAGCUUUGAUUUUUAAUGUUAAAUAUGGUUGCUUGAUAGUAUUUGUUCUAUACUGUUUUAUAUUCAUCAUCAAUGUUACAUAUAUUUUUCAAAAGGAAAUAUAAAACUAAAAUGAAUUUAUUAGAAGAAAAAUGAAAAAAUGGAAAUCUUAGCCUUGGAUAAUAAAAUACAAUACACUGAGCUUUAGAACCAGAAUGCUCAGUGUUGCAUUUCAGAUGA